GUAAUUGAAAUUCGGCCUUCUGAACAUUAGAAAUUCUUUUUGUAGCUAAUCGCCGUGAAAAUUCAUGAUCAAUCAUUUAUAUAAUAACAUAUAACAAUGUAUCCACUAUUAUAAAGAAUAUCUUUUUGAUUGUCACGAGAAAAUAGUUCAAAUCAGUCCAUCUCUUCAGCUACUCGUUUCAGCAUCUGCCUAAUGCAAGAAACAUAUUAAGAUGGCCUCUGCAAUAAUCUUCACGUUUAUAUGUAUCUGUCUGAUUCUAUUUGCGCGUUGUGAAGAGAGAUUUGUCUCAAAUGUCCUUGAUAAAACAAGGUCAUCCUGCCCAGAUUUGGCUAAGAAAGUCUACACAGUCACAAGUGAAAUGCAGUGCAUUCACAGAUGUAUGAGGAACAAAGAUUGCAGCACGAUAAACUACAGAACUGAGAAUGACGUCACAGAAAACUGUGAAGUGUUCCUUGGUGGCCAUUGCGCGAAAAGACAGUGCUCGAGGAAUUGGAAAACUAUUGUUAUUAAGAGCGAAUUGUUCCCAGUUACUAAAGUUUUCAAGAGCUGCAGAGAAGUCUUCUUGGAAAAAGAAAAUGCAGCAUCUGGAGUAUAUGAUUUGGAGUCAGGCCGUCAUUUCUGCAACAUGAGUGAGAUUCCAAAUUGCGGAGGAGGUGGAUGGACACUUGCGAUGAAAAUUGAUGGAACAAAGGUCACAUUUUCUACUGGAUCAGUAUAUUGGUCAAAUGAUGAAGUUUAUAAUACGGAGUUGGGGAUCAAAUCCUUCUAUGAAAACGAAGCAAAGUUCCCUGCCUUCAGCAAUGUGGCAUUUGACGAGAUCUGCAUUGGUAUGAGGGCAUCAUCUGUUGUGAAUUGGCUGCGUUUACCAGUAAAUAGUUCCUCCCUGCUUGCUAUUUUCAAACCGGCUACCUAUAUACAAACCAACCUUGGGAGGUCGGCUUGGAAAAACUUGCUUCUAUCAUCUUCAAUGCAAUUCAAUUGCAAUCGCGAAGGAAUCAAUGUGAAGACCGAUGGAGGGGAUAUUAUGGCAAGAAUUGGUCUCAUUGCUAACAAUGAAGAUGAUUGUGCUUCUCCUGACUCGUUCUUUGGAUUAGGGAUUGCAUCCACCAUAUGUGGCAAUGAAGCACUACACAGUCCAAAUGUUGACGAUGGCCAAGUAAGAAUCGAAGCCAUGGGCUUUGUUCUGAUCAAAUGAACAUAAAUCUGAUCUAAGACAGUUAGGAACAGUUUACUGCAUCAAAGUUUUUUUCAUUUUUUACCAAACUUAGCUCAUGGUGAAAAUUGUUAUAUAAUUGUUGAAAAAUUUGAUAUCAAAAAGAUACCUUUAUCUAAUUAUACAUAUAAUAGUACAAAUAAUAAUUAUAAAUAUUCAAUAUUUUUUGCACUCAUUUGCUUUAAAUCGUUGUGAAUAUUAUCAUUGCAGUGGAUUUUUUUAUGAAUAUUAUUUUAUUGGCCCAGGCAACAGCCUGAUUGAUUAUAGUAGUAAGUAGGGAAGAAAUCUGAUACAUUUCGGUAGAAGAUAUAAAGGCUGGAGGAGGGAGACUGCCGCCUAAUCAGAAAAAAUUAUCAUAUUCAGUUAAAAUUUUGAAGUUAAAUGCCAAUGAAACAUUGAUAGUCGGACAAGACCCACACAAAACCCCUCCCUCCGUUACGUGAACCGUCCCCUACGCCCAUGCAUUUAGGGGUACGUUGACACUGCUCCGAAUUCGUUUCUUUCACACUGAUCUGUUUACAAAUGAGUACUAUAUGAACAUGGUUUACACGGCUCAAACAAAAAACUCUGUUGGUAGCCCAGGGGAGCUACUCAAACUUUUUAUACACGGGAAGGUCCAUCCGCAAAUAUCAAAAUUCUCUUAAAAUCACCGAAAACAAAUUUUACAGACACAAAAGUAUCAGCCAAAAAGUGCUGAUCAGACCCGAAAAUAUCAAAUUACAAAAUCUUGUUGUUGAAUACAUAUGAUACCACUAGUCACAGUGUUUUAGGCUUUAUCCUAUAAUAAUCAGUUUAAACAGAUCUGUUCUUUUAUUCAUGUUUUUGAUAUUGUUGGACCAAUUAGUAUCAAAAAGGUAUAUUGUUUAAUCGGGCAACCAAAAGUAUCAGAUCACAAAGAAAAUCAUUACCCUCAAUUAUCGAAUGGAAACCCCCGCGCAUGAAACUUUUGAACAUAGGCUUUCAGAAGGAAUGGCAUAGAAUGAAUUUAAAUCGAGAACAAAAUUUUUGUAACAACGACCUGUCCAUGGUGAAUUCUCAUUUUUGAAAUGUUUUUCAUUUGGUGUGCCAGAAAGCUCGUGCCUUGUUCCCGUUAUAAGCCUAUUUAUAUGUAUCCGUUUUUGGUGCUCACACUGAAAACUGAACAAUACGCAGCUUAUUAAAAUUUUACGUAUUCUAAUGAUUCCCUUUUCAUAACAGAGCAGUGUGAGCGGAAAGCCAAAACUGGAUUAGUUUGACUCCGUUUUCAUAUGAAAAUGAAGCAGUGUGAAAUCGGCCUAAUUCUCUGUAGGGAAUCAAAGCAAAGAUGGACUCUGAGGAUGUCAAAAUUUUAGUGGUAAAACAUGUUACGAAGAGAUUUGUAGUUAGUAAGAACCGACAGCAAAGAUAUGGCCUUUAAAUUAUCUCUCUCAAAAUAUAUCAGGUGUAGUAAGCCUUUCCAGGAAGAUCAUGGUAUUUUGAAUAUUUAUCGCUCCCCCUACAGCUACUGCAAGCAUAUGGAUUGGCAUUAAUUGUAGUUCCAUAAUCAAUGUCACAAACCUUCUGCUUAAACGUGAAGUAAAGUGAGCCCGUGGAUUGUCAAUGUAUAUAAGAAAAUAACGAUGCAUUUUAAUGCUCUUCUAAAAUAUUGUAGUUUAUUUUGAUGUAGUUCAUAAGUAUCUCAGUGUUUUCCAGCCAAUCAAUAUCUACUUGCUUUUGUGUAAAAAACGUCAAAGAUGUUUAAAGCAGUAGAGUGUCAAAAUUUUUCAAAGUUUUUAUUUUGAUUAAUUUUAACUUCCGUUGAUACGUUUAGCUGCAUUUGACUAGCUAUUGCUGUAGCAGGGUAAUAAUAUGUUUCUCAAGUUUCUGUU
Molecule: messenger RNA, 3060 nt
Organism: Rhopilema esculentum
Lineage: Eukaryota; Metazoa; Cnidaria; Scyphozoa; Rhizostomeae; Rhizostomatidae
Source: RefSeq, a predicted model, not a curated record